This is a messenger RNA of Guillardia theta CCMP2712, 459 nucleotides long. RefSeq lists its product as hypothetical. Gene Ontology annotation, molecular function: protein binding. The annotation marks the transcript as partial. The transcript has a single exon. Lineage: Eukaryota; Cryptophyceae; Pyrenomonadales; Geminigeraceae. The record is from RefSeq and is a predicted model, not a curated record.
GAGGAGGAGAAGCAGCUGGAAAUCAAGGGGUCAUGGAAGUCCAUCCACGACUAUGCCCGGGACAACGACGGCAAGCGCCUUGCAGACGCUGUGGAAGGAAGAAACGGCGCGAUCCUUUCCUCCAUAGACGCCCAGACAGACACGGGAUGGAGUGCACUGCACGUGGCGGCCAUGCACAAAAGCGCGCUAGCAACGGCGUCAGCCAUCGAGCUGCGGGGAGAUAUCUUCCUGCAGGACUGCACCGGGCGAUCGCCCCUGCAUGACGCCGCGGCAAACAAUGCAGUCGAGGUCUUGUCGCAUCUCGUCGCUAAGGCGAAGAGAGGAAACCUUCAGGCUCGGGACAAGCUUGGUAACACCCCCCUGCAUGCAGCUGCGAGAGCAGGGGCGUGGGAUGCUUGCAGGUAUCUGCUCGCUGCAGGAGCAGACAGCAAGGUAGCCAACGCAAGAGGACACACUCCA